Messenger RNA from Umbelopsis ramanniana AG, 1540 nucleotides. RefSeq lists its product as uncharacterized. Gene Ontology annotation, molecular function: acetyl-CoA C-acyltransferase activity. The record is from RefSeq and is a predicted model, not a curated record. Gene Ontology annotation, biological process: fatty acid beta-oxidation; phenylacetate catabolic process. Gene Ontology annotation, cellular component: peroxisome. Lineage: Eukaryota; Fungi; Mucoromycota; Umbelopsidomycetes; Umbelopsidales; Umbelopsidaceae. Bases 58 to 1308 code for a protein of 416 amino acids. The transcript is spliced from 3 exons.
AGUGGGUUUAGAAUUAGAAGCGCUGUGAAUCUCUUUUCUUCUCCUCUAAAAUCCAACAUGGCUACUCAAAGACUCCAACAAGUCACUGCUCACCUCGCACCUUCUUUGGUCUCUGCUAGCAAGAUCGGCGUCAAGUCUCCUGAAGAUGUCGUCGUUGUUUCUGCUCUCAGAACUCCCAUCACCCGCGCUCGCAAGGGUGGUUUCAAGGAUACUCUUCCUGAAGAAAUGCUCUCUGCUGUCUUCAAGGCCACUAUUGAGAAGACCAAGAUCAACCCUGCUUUGAUCGACGAUAUCUGUGUUGGCAACGUCUUGCCUGCUGGUGGCGGUGCCACUGCUGCUCGUAUGGCCGCUCUUCACGCUGGUUUCCCUGAGACCACCUCUAUCAACACCACCAACCGUCAAUGCUCCUCUGGUCUCCAGGCUUGCGUUCAGAUCGCCACCGCCAUUCAAUCUGGUUUGAUUGAGGUCGGUAUUGGUGCCGGUGUUGAGUCUAUGACCCACAACUAUGGUGCUGGCGCUAUGGGUUCUACCUCUGAGAAGGUUGCUUCUGAAUGCGAGGCUGCCGCUGACUGCCUUGUCCCCAUGGGUAUUACCUCCGAGAAUGUUGCCAAGGAGUUCCAAAUUACCCGUGCUAAGCAAGAUGCUUUCGCCGCUGCUUCUCACCAAAAGGCUGUUGCCGCUCAAAAGGCUGGUUUGUUCGAUGCCGAAAUUGUUCCCGUUAAGGUUGUCGUCACCGACAAGGAGGGUAACGAAAAGGAAGUCGUUGUUAAGAGUGAUGACGGUGUUCGUCCCGGUACCACUGCCGAAUCCCUCGCUAAGCUCAAGCCUGCUUUCGACGAAGCCGGUUUCACCACCGCUGGUAACGCCUCCCAGGUUUCUGAUGGUGCUGCCGCUGUUUUGCUCAUGAAGCGCAAGACUGCUGAGAAGCUUAACUUGCCCAUCAUUGGAAAGUACAUUACCUCCGCUGUUGCUGGUGUCCCUCCCCGCGUCAUGGGUAUUGGACCGGCUUAUGCUGUCCCCAUCGCUGUUGAACGCGCUGGCAUUAAGAUCUCCGACCUUGACAUUGUCGAACUCAACGAAGCCUUCGCCUCCCAAGCCGUCUACUGCGCUGAGAAGCUCAACAUCCCCUUCGAGAAGAUCAACCCCAAGGGUGGUGCUAUUGCCUUUGGUCAUCCUCUCGGAUGCACUGGUGCCCGUCAGGUCGCCACCUUGCUUCCUGAGUUGAAGCGACAGGGCAAGAAGAUUGGUUGCACUACCAUGUGCAUUGGUACUGGUAUGGGCAUGGCUGCCAUCUGGGAAAGCGAGUAAACUUAUGUUCGCUAUUAUACCUGUUUGAAAUAUAUAUAUAUAAAGACCAAAAAAAUAUGCUGCCGCAAGAACAUGCCAGCCGAACCUUUUUAAAAACCAACUCCUUUCAACGCUUGGGUCGUUUUCAUAAUAACAAUAAACCCCACUUUUUGUAGUAUAUUUCUUUAAUCUCAUAUGCUGUGUCUCAUUGUUUUUUUUUUUUAUAAAGUCUCAGUGUUUAUUGGCAUACACA